CCACAUUUCUCGUCGGCUAAGGAAACGAUGCUGUCCCACGCCUUCUAAUCCGGAGAAUUUUUCAACCUGUUAAUUAAAUUGUAUCCAAUCAUAAUCUCCAUGGAAGUGUAACCGUCAUUUCAACAUCCAUCCAAAAAGAACAACAGAACGUCUCGAGUGCGCACAGGAACGUCUGGGCUUUGACAGAGCUUUCGACCGAAGUACAGUAGCAAGUUAUCUUUGCCCUGACUCUGAACCGCUAGACAGUUUGUAGGCCAACUGCAAGCCUACCCACCGCACAGUGACAGGACUGUCUGUGUCGACUACUGCCCAGAUGCCCGGUGGAGGAUGCCUUCGCAACAACUAGACAUGGAGGUGAUGACCCCCCUCAUCGAGAACCCUGGAGGAGGGCAGGAGGAGGAGAACUCUGAAGGAGACCAGGAUCCAGAGCUGCUGCCUGUCAGACACCAGGAGCUGGGCAACAGCCACCAGGGCAUCACGUUUACUCAGGCUCUCAUCCACCUGCUGAAGGGAAACAUUGGGACUGGGUUGCUGGGUCUUCCCCUGGCAGUACGCAACGCAGGGGUCAUAGUGGGGCCUCUUUGCCUGGUGCUGAUGGGUGUGGUCUGCGUUCACUGUAUGCAUAUCCUGGUCCACUGUAGCCACCAUCUGUGUGAGAGGUUGAAGAGACCUCCCAUGGGGUACAGUGACACAGUGGCCUUCUCCAUGGAGCACAGCUCCUACCAGUGCUUCAGGAAGAGUGCCAGAUUUGGGAGGCACCUGGUCAACUUCUUCCUGGUGUUGACACAGCUGGGAUUCUGCAGUGCAUACUUUGUGUUCCUGGCAGAGAAUAUCAAACAGGUUGUUGAGGGCUACCAAGGUGUAAACAUCACCCUGGCAGAUGAAUCCCUGUCCUUCGCCAACACCUCCAUGGUGCCAGCCCUGGUCCCUCCACCCACCACGGUGCCCUCUGAGCCCCUGGUCCCUCUACCCACCACGGUGCCCUCUGAGCCCCUGGUCCCGCUACCCACCACGGUGCCCUCUGAGCCCCUGGUUCCUCUACCCACCACGGUGCCCUCUGAGCCCCUGGUCCCUCUACCCACCACGGUGCCCUCUGAGCCCUGGGCGCUGGACCUGCGUCUCUACAUGCUCUUCUUCCUGCCCUUCCUCAUCCUGCUGGUGUUCAUGAAGGACCUGAAGAACAUGGCCGUCCUGUCGUUGCUGGCCAACGUCUGCAUGGCCGUCAGCGUCAUCAUCAUCUUCCAGUACAUCACGACGGAUUUUGGGGACCUUCAGCGUCUCCCUCUCACUUCCCCCUUGGCCAAGUUCCCCUUCUUCUUCGGAACAGCCAUCUUCGCCUUCGAAGGCAUCGGAGUGGUUCUUCCUCUAGAGAACCAGAUGAAGGAACCGAAGCGGUUCCCCGUGGCUCUGAACAUCGGGAUGGGCAUCACCAUCGUCCUCUAUGUUGUCUUGGCAACGCUGGGCUACCUCCACUUUGGUGACGACAUCAAAGGGAGCAUAACCCUUAACCUUCCUCAUAACGCAUGGACCAAUCAGAUGGUGAAGAUCCUGUACUCCUUUGGAGUUUUUGUCAGCUUUGCCAUCCAGUUCUUCGUCCCGGCGGAGAUCAUGAUUCCCCCGGUCCAAGCAAGGCUACGGGAGAGCUGGAGGGCACCCUGUGAGAUGAUCCUCAGAGGCCUGCUCGUCUGCCUCACCUUCUCCUUUGCAGUGCUGAUCCCUCGUCUGGACUUGGUCAUCUCCCUGGUGGGUGCCGUGUCCAGCAGUGCCCUGGCCCUGGUCUUCCCCCCACUGGUGGAGCUCAUCACCUUCUCAGACCGACCGCUGAAGCCAGCCAUGUUGGUCAAGGACCUUCUCAUCGCUGUGGUGGGCUUCAUAGGGUUCCUGGCUGGGACCUACGUCACCCUGGCCGAGAUCGUCUCCCCAGAGGAGCCUCCGGACGUCAUCAGAGAAGCAGCUCAGAACCUGACUGUUGCUACUGCUGUGGCUGGGGCCUUGAGGAUGUCUGAGGAGCUAGGUUGGAACUGGACCACACCUGCUGCUGCUGCUGUGACCUUGGGAUGACCUUGGAUGACCUUAAAAUGACCUGUAGGCAUGGCUCCUAGGGCAGCAUGAGAUUAAAUGACGAGCAGACACUGUGUUCGCUUACAGAUUGUUUUUCAUAUAGUUGGGUGCUGGAUCCUUGUUUUGUCAUAUCUAUAGAAAAUGAAAUGGAAAGGAUCGUCCCUGACGACGAUCUGACAGGAAUGCUUGAGUUUGCUUCUGCACAGUGUAGUCAUAGGAACAUGAAAAAGUAGAACCAAACACACAGCAUAGAAACAUAGGAAAGAAACUGUACUGUACACAGCCCUAACCACUUAGGACCAUUUCAUAUGGAUGUUAUGGACUGCACAGACAUAGAACACCAUUUGUGGCACACAGAGUGUAUAAAAUGCACACACAUACACACACAAACGAGCAUAAACAUCCCCAACUAGCUUCACCCACAUAUCACCAGCUUCAGCACAUUGCACCGUGGUGAUCAGCGUUCUCUCUCCAUCUCUAGUAGGGCUAGUGUAACAUUUCCACUGCCUCAUCUCUAUCAGAGGGAAAAUCUAAUAAAAAACUAAAUCAUGAAUGUAUGAUGUCGCAGGGAAACAACAGCCCUUCUGUAUGCAGGUCUCACAGUACAUAAUCUGAAACCAUGUUCUCCUUGUUGUAUUGUUGGUGAAUCUAUAACCCCUAAUAUGUUUUUUCAACCCUUGGGGAGUGGGGACUGUAUCCGCUACCAUCUCUUAUGAUCGACAAGAACCUUUUAAAAUCAGAUCGGCAGUUACUAGCCUCAAUUCCGGCUUCAACUUAGACUUCGACUCAUCUGCCCUGGGCUUUUUGUGUACCUCCGACCCAAUCUUCAUGCUACCCAAUGGGAAACACAGGCGAAAAAGAGGCAGAAGUGCGGGCGUGCUGGUGAGGUGAAGGCAAAACCAAAACCGGCCUUGCAGCUUGUCUUCUCCUCUGGUUUAGUGUCUGUAGGAGCUAUACAGAUAGGAACACUAUCGAAAACCAAGAGACUCAGAGUCCUGCCCCUUCAUUCCCUGCCCCAUGUUCUUGACUUUUGGCCUUUGAACUGUUGACCUGACCUGUCAUGAACUCAUGAACUCCACAAGGUCAACCUGAUCUGUCAUGAACUCAUUAGUUCCCCAAGGUCAGACUGAUCUGUCAUGUACUCCCCAAGGUCAACCUGAUCUGUCAUGAACUCAUGAACUCCCCAAGGUCAACCUGACCUGUCAUGAACUCAUGAACUCCCCAAGGUCAACCUCACCUGUCAUGAACUCAUGAACUCCCCAAGGUCAACCUGACCUGUCAUGAACUCAUGAACUCCCCAAGGUCGUGCUCUAUAGACAUGUAUGCAUAACAUUAAUAUACCCUUUUACAGGAACAUACACUUUCUCAUAGACAAAUCAAUCAAGGGUCUUUGAUAUGUAAACGGCCAAGAUUAGAUUGCAACAUUAUAGAUGCCUGCUGUUGGCAACUAAGCUUUGUUUGUGGCUACCUGUCUACCUUGGCUAUAUUUAACCAGGACUAAACCAAUACUCAAUUAUAAAAAAAACUGGUUGAAUCAACGUUGUUUCCACGUCAUUUGAACAAAGAAAUCCAAUG
Messenger RNA from Coregonus clupeaformis (lake whitefish), 3636 nucleotides. RefSeq names its product proton-coupled amino acid transporter 4-like. Gene Ontology annotation, cellular component: vacuolar membrane. Gene Ontology annotation, biological process: amino acid transmembrane transport; L-alanine transport. Gene Ontology annotation, molecular function: L-proline transmembrane transporter activity; L-alanine transmembrane transporter activity. The coding region runs from base 328 to 2061 and encodes 577 amino acids. The transcript has 12 exons. Lineage: Eukaryota; Metazoa; Chordata; Actinopteri; Salmoniformes; Salmonidae. The record is from RefSeq and is a predicted model, not a curated record.